Molecule: messenger RNA, 1665 nt
Organism: Hyaloperonospora brassicae
Lineage: Eukaryota; Oomycota; Peronosporomycetes; Peronosporales; Peronosporaceae
Source: the annotation of a GenBank genome assembly
AUGUCGCGAGCGUCCGCCCGUCGCUUUCGAAGGCCACAACCAUCUGGUGGCGGCGCCAGUGGUGGCCACUUGAAGCCAGUGCACACGGCAAGUGGCAAGAGACCGGGCGAUCGAGGGCGUGUGGCGACUGCGACCGUAGCUCUUGGCGUUGCGACGUUCAUGUCCCACGAUCCGUCCCGCAGUGACGUCGAGUGGGGAUCAAAAGGUCGCGACGCUUGGGGGACAAGCGCUACCAUGGAGCAAAAGGGGCGCUAUGUGUUGAUGAAGGAGCUCGGGCGAGGAGGGUUUGCUGUCGUACGUCUGGCAAUGGACAUGGACACGCAAAAGCUGCUGGCGGCAAAGAUCUUUGACCCACAGAGCUCUUCGAAGGAGUCGAUUCAAGCAGAGAUUGACGUGAUGAAGCUCCUGGGUACCCACGAAAACAUCGUGUCGCUGUACGACGUGCUGGACCUGGACGACGAGACGAUCAUGUUGACAGAGUUCGUGGCAGGGGGCGAACUGUUUGACUACAUCGUCGAUAUGGGAUCUGUAUCGGAAAAGGACGCUGCGCACCUGCUUUGCGGUGUCUGUCGGGCGCUCGAUUACGUGCACAACCGCGGUGUUUGUCACCGGGACCUGAAACCUGAGAACGUUUUACUGACCGACCGAUCUGCUACACCAAACGUAAAACUAGCGGACUUCGGGACGAGUCGCCGUCAGAGACGGGGAGAACAGAUUGUCGAGCAAUGUCCAACUGGGACUCUCGCGUACUGGGCUCCUGAGAUCGUCACGCGCCAGCCUCAGGAUCUCAGUGUCGACAUGUGGGCAUUCGGGGUGCUGGCUUACAUCGCGCUUACUGGAGUACAUCCCUUUGACCCAAGAGGCGACAAGUCGGAUGCUGAAAUUGUCAAAGACAUUGCGACAGGACGAUAUGAUGUCGAAAACAAAUGGUACAGGAGUCUCUCGACGACGGCCAAGGAUUUUUUGACGUGUCUUUUGGACGCAGAUCCCGCGAAGCGGCUGACUGCUCAACAAGCAAUGCAGCACCCAUGGCUCAGGUGUACCACAACGUCGGUGGAACCUUUCGAUAGCGGUCACUGCCAGCGUCUGAAAUCGUAUCAGCGUCUGCAGCAUCUCAGGGCCAAUGUAUUGGCUGUCAUCAUGAGCGUCCAGCACGCGAAGUUCGGAAACACUCUUGGUGCUAGUAAGGACGAGAUUGCAUCGCGCCAGACAACCGCUGUGAAUAUGGACAUGUUCAAGGAGACAUUUGAUCUUCUCGACAAAGACGAGUCCGGCUGCAUUGACCGAGAUGAGCUCGAACACACGCUCUUGGCGCUCGGCCAACAGCUUUCCAGUUCGGCGAUUGACGACAUCAUGCAGCAAGCGGACACUAACGGGGAUGGCAAGAUUUCCUUCGCUGAGUUCGUGAGCAUGAUGAACGAACGCCUGUUUCGCCGUGGGAAUCUGACGACAGGAGAUCUGAAAGCAGCUUUCGAUACGUUUGAUGCGAAUCACGACGGAUUGAUCUCCAGUAGCGAGCUCGAGCAUGUGUUCCACGUACUUGGCAACAAGCGCAUGAGCGAUGGGGAAAUUUGCAAGAUCAUUGACGGCGCGGACAAGAACGAAGACGGGAUGAUCGACUACACUGAGUUCUGUGCGUUGAUGCAGCAAGACGCACAGACGUGA